This is a messenger RNA of Lachancea nothofagi CBS 11611, 1650 nucleotides long. The record is from the annotation of a GenBank genome assembly. NCBI's taxonomy places the organism in Eukaryota, Fungi, Ascomycota, Saccharomycetes, Saccharomycetales, Saccharomycetaceae.
AUGGAGCUUUCAGAUCGCUUGAUUAUCUCCAAACCUCUCUACUUCACAGAACCGAAUGAGAAAUGUGGGUAUUGCGGUGGUAAGAAGUCCGAGAAAUAUGACUAUUUCGCUUCUGAUUCGUGGUGGAACUUGCACGAAGCCGAUGCUGAAUCACUACAGUUCAACAACUGUACAAUGGGUUUACAAGUGGAGUUGAUGCCCAUGGAUGUGUACGAUGAGUUGUGCAACCUAGGGUUCCGCAGGUCGGGCAACUUCUUGUACAAGGCGGAUCUACUGAGAAACUGCUGCCGCCUUUAUACUAUUAGAACGACGCCGGAGAAGUGUGAGAUGACCAAAGAACUCAAAACGUGCGUGUCGCGAUUUCGAAAGCGUGUCGAAUCAUCGCAGAUGAAUGGCUCUACAGCCCAGCGAAAGCAAAAGAGCAAAAGCCAACAAACCAAGUUUGAUUACAUCCAGGAAAUUAUACAAGCUGAGUUAGGAAGCUCGAAUUUUCGGACACGGUUCGAACCCGCCAUGUUUACUAUGGAGAAAUAUCAAUUAUUCGUCAGAUAUCAGGAAACUGUGCACAAUGACUUCAAGAACUCUAUUAAGGCCUUCAAAAGAUUUUUGUGCGAAUCGCCGUUCCCCGAGGAUGUUGUAAUGGGUACUCAGGAGGAAUGGGACCAGCUGAACAACUGGCAUAAUAUGAAAUCAGAUGAAACACUGAAAAGAGUCGGGCCGGCCCACGAGUGUUACUACUAUGAGGACAAGCUUAUUGCCAUCGCCGUGUUGGAUUUUCUGCCCAGUGGAAUAUCGUCCGUGUACUUCAUCUGGGAUCCAGAUUAUCCACGCUGGUCUCUUGGUAAACUUAGUGCGCUGCGGGAGCUGAGCGUUUUAUCGAAAAUUAACCGACAAUAUUACUAUUUAGGUUACUACGUCGACGAUUGCCCAAAAAUGAAGUAUAAACGCAAAUAUGGCGGUGACAUUUUGGAUGUGUGCAAUAAUGAGUAUGUGCCCUUAAACCUUGUGGCCCCCCUGGUGGAGCACGGUAAGCUAUUUGUGCUGGAUCACGAAUCUCAACAUCAAGAUGACGAUGAAGAUGAAGAUGACGAGGACGAGGGUAUUGAAGAAGCUGAUGAUUCCAGCAUUGCCAAGGACGCUUUGUUCGAGUUACCCAUGGACAGUGUGCCGAGACUCAAAAUGACCGGACCGACUGUCAAUAUUGUAGACCGCAUAUAUGGCGAAAACGGCGGUGCAGUAAUGUCAGCUAACGAAGCUGUUGAGAAGCUCGUGGAUUUGGGAAUUGAAUACACACCCACGAUCAUAAACGAUCUUUACCGCCCCAAGUCACUUCACACCUUCUCCGCUAGUUCGGAACCCGAACUCCGGUAUGAGGCCGAUGACGGUGAUGUUCCGGGUUAUACCAAUGAGAUCUAUCACUUGCCCAACGUCGUACCAGGUCUUUUGCCCUUGUGGCAAAUACUGCAAAUAAUCGAAUCAGGAGACAUUACAAGGCUAAAUAACAAGCUUAUGUUGUACAACGUUCGCAGUGGGCAAAUACGUUUUGUUACUGAUUUUCAAGCUGAGUCCAAGCGUACCAAGCGUGUAAUAUGCAAUGUCAUUCGAAUGAUUGGCCUGAAGAGUACAGCUAAAAGUCUCAUAAUUAUAUGA